Molecule: messenger RNA, 2112 nt
Organism: Cucurbitaria berberidis CBS 394.84
Lineage: Eukaryota; Fungi; Ascomycota; Dothideomycetes; Pleosporales; Cucurbitariaceae
Exons: 1
Coding region: 366-1970 (534 amino acids)
Source: RefSeq, a predicted model, not a curated record
UAUAACGUUGGUUGACAGCUCAAAACCCUUCUUUCUUGCUCGUGCAGACCCUUUUCUCGACUCUUAGUACCCGAACCGCUGCAGCAACUAGUUGCACUGCAUUCGCUCUUCUUUCUCCCAUCGAACCUUCGUUGACCGCCUGUUGACCCUCGCUCGUUCGGACGGCCUUAUCGAUACCGCUGUUGACCAGGCUACCCUCGACGCGCGCCCCUCUAUACACCAGGGAGAGGUAUUACCACGUUUCACGACCGCCAUUCCAUCUGGCCGCCGAAAGGACAGGAUUAGUGGGCGAAUAGGUCAUUCCUCGUUUCACGACCGUGGACUCGGGCUCCAUACCUGCACAAGGCAUGCAUCAACCCGCCGUUAUGAGCCGCAACCCUCCCCUUGAGCUUGAGCUACCAAGGGCCCCGUUCGCAACCCACACUUCGCCCCGGGACGCACGCGUGCAGCCAUACCACACUAGACAACAGUCAGCUCACCUUGCUGAAGACGAGCUGCAUAGCUUCGACGACGUCGACAUUACCGGAAUACAGCCACCGCCUUCCGCAUUUACCUCGACGACCGCCUACGACCCGCACUCAGAUGCCCCUUCCCCUUUACAAGACUACCAACAGUCUGCCCGCAGCAGCCACCAGCGUACUCUGACAGGCACGCUUUUCGACAACUGCCAGCCCUUCCUCAACCGCGCAACAUCAACCAUACAACAGCAUACUACCCGAGCAUCUCUUCAUUCGCCCACCAAAUCCCUCGCUAGCUUCAUACCGUCGAGAAGCACGGUUGAGUCGAGCAGUCCGCCCAAGAUCAGGGCGCUGCAGAACUGGUUCAACGGCUCUUCUGCGCCUGUGAAGCUCGGCGUAUCGUCACAGCACCAGGAGUAUUCGGACUCGGAGUCGGAAUCGGGAGAAGAGUACGAUUCUGAGGAGGAGGAAGAAGAAGAGAAGGAGGCGAAGAACAACAUGGUUGCCAACAUCUUCAACCGCGGGUCUACGCUGACAAGAGGAUUUUCGGAAAGCUCAAUGCGGUCUGCGGGCACCUCGACCCCUACCAAAGCACCGAGCCAGCCGACUGCUGGCAGCAAAUUCGCGUGGCUGCUGUCGACGCAAAAGAACAACUCGCUACCCCCGCCGGUCCCUUCGCCGACAUACCACGACCCGGACGACGAGCUUCUCAAUCUCAGCAUCUCGCAGGCUCUAUUUCCGCACGGCCCGACAGAUCCUUUAGCCGCCUCGUCCUUUCACGAUCUCCUCACCAACGCGGAGAGUCUCCUUUCCCGUUAUCAGGCGUCUUACCGCCAGGUAUCUACCUCGUUAGUUGACGCGCGCUCCGAGCUGAGUGCACAGGAAGACGAACUUGACGAGGCCGACACGAGGGCCCGUCACCUCAAGAUGCAGCUUGAGACCAUGGCCGCGCGAGCAAACGAGCAGGAUGAGCAGAUGCGCAAGCUCAUGGACGAUCUCGCGUUCGAGCGACGCGCAAGGCAAGAAGAGGAAGCAGCGCGGAAGAGGAGUCUUGCACUCAUCAGGGGGCCGGCGCAUUGCGAGCACAACACGUGCCAGGACGCACCACGACGUCGCAACCGUAUUUCCAAUUCUGACAUCAGUGUCGAUUCUGGGUUCGAGUCAGAAGCUGAGACUGAUGCAGCGAGCGUCUUUUCGAGAAAUUGCUUGAGCCCUACCGGUACGGAUCGAUCUUCCGUUCUCGAGAGCGAAGUCAACGACACCACACCCAAGGGGAGGAAGCCCCAACUCGUGCAGCGACAGAGUACCUACGACAAGGUUCGCGACGGCUCAGUCAACCUAAAACAGGGCGGGUGGGGUUGUGCAAACUGCGAAGGCGGCGCGCAAGCUGCUGUUUGGGGGCGCUUAGCGAAGGAGCGAGAGGAGAACCGCACGCUCCGGCACCGUGUGGAGUCGCUGGAGGAGGCCGUUGAGGGCGCUCUGAAUGUGGUCGAUGGACCUUGGGGGAUGUAAAUAAGAUACCAGUCAUCGGCAUGCGUUGGAGUUUGGGCCAGGUUGGAUACGGCGCGUUGUAUUGUACUACCGGAUUUGAUUGUGGCAUUUCAGCGUGAGCGCAUAGCAUAGCAUCAAUAUCGACUAUAUUUCCAAGACUGUC